Molecule: messenger RNA, 3868 nt
Organism: Calliphora vicina (urban bluebottle blowfly)
Lineage: Eukaryota; Metazoa; Arthropoda; Insecta; Diptera; Calliphoridae
Gene: shakB
Product: shaking B
Exons: 7
Coding region: 1401-2519 (372 amino acids)
Cellular component (GO): gap junction; plasma membrane
Molecular function (GO): gap junction channel activity
Source: RefSeq, a predicted model, not a curated record
AGUCAACGGUGAUAGUCUUUAUUUUAGCGGCAUUGUGUACGGGCGUCUGGUCUUACGAACUAGUACGGUUAUUAUACUUAUUUCUUGUUCCGAUAUUUAUUUUUUCGGUGUUCUGUUUUUCUUCGCUCGGUUCUGGCUUCAUGAAGUAAAGUGGACCAAAUUUCAAAAAUAAAACAAAAGAAAAAAACUUUAUGUUCAAGAUUGUGUUGGCGUAUGUUGUGUAUUUUAUGUAUGAAGUGAAAUGAAAAAAAAGAAAUUAUAAAUAAUGAAAAAGUCUUGCAUACGUUUUCAGUUUUUUACGAGAAAUUAACAGAAGUAAAAUUAAGAAAAAAAAAACCAAAAUAAUAAUAGAAAAAUACCUACUAAUAGGCCAGACGCAAAGGGUGUGUGAGUGCGUGAUUGCGUGUGUUGCGUUCGUUCAAAAGUGUAUGACAAAUCCACGUAAAAUAUUAUAAUUUUCAAUUAAAAUAAAGAAGUAAUUAAAUUCACUUAAAAGUGAACAACAAAAAAAUGUUUAACAUAAAAUUGAAAAUGAAAGUGACAUCAAUUUGAUUUAUACUAAUCCGUACAGGGUAAAACAAACAACACAAACAAUAUCAAAUCGUAAAAACGGAAACAUGUGAUGCUAAAACAGAAAUAAAACAAAAUAAAAAUGAGCAUAAAGUGCCUUAUAGUUUGCUCUGCAGAUAUUUUUAUUUCCAAACAAACUGAAAUCAACCACAAUAAAAACGGCAUUAAUAAAAACGAACAACGAAUUUUUUGUAGAUGAAUUUUUACAAACAAACAAAUCGAGAUAAAAUCGCAUGAGCAGAGGAAACCCAAAUACAUACACACACAACAGAUAUAGUUUUGAAAACAAAAAUUAAAUGUUUAAUAAUUUUUAAAAUGCAAAAGUCUAUAAAAAAUAAACAAAAUCUUUGCAUAAUCAACAUAACAACGAAAUUGAAUUUCAAGUGUUUGUGUACAAAACAAUAUACAACGACUACAAAGCGAAAAUGCCACAGAGUUGCAUUUAGCUACAGUAAUUACAAAUACGAAAAUUUCAGCGAUAUUCAAAAUGAUAAUCACCAGCAACGCUUAACUAUGGAAGUGCCUCGAAAAAGAAAGUAUCAGCAAAUUUCCACAACGAUACGAUAAUAUUUACGAUCACAAUAAACUUAAAGCAAAUUUAUAUACAGAAAUAAAACCAAAAAAAAACUCUUUUUACAACAAAUAUAAAUAAAAAAAAAACACAAACACACAACUAAUCAAUUAGUUCGCCUUAUAACCUGAAAGAAGAACCAUUCAUUGUAUUUAGCAUUAAUUCGCUGAUAACGUUAAUAGAAUUCUACAGCUGCAGCACUAAUCUUCACUUUGAUUUUGUAAAGUGAAGCUAGCGUGUUUACACUUGUAGGCGAACAAUGUUAGAUAUAUUCCGUGGAUUGAAAAACCUUAUAAAGGUCGCGCACGUUAAAACCGAUUCACCAGUAUUUCGCUUGCACUACUCUAUAACUGUGAUGAUAUUGAUGUCAUUUUCCCUAAUUAUAACCACACGUCAAUAUGUUGGUAAUCCCAUUGAUUGUGUUCAUACUAAAGAUAUUCCAGAAGAUGUUCUCAAUACAUAUUGUUGGAUACAUUCGACAUACGCGCUUAAAAGUUAUUUUAACAAAAAGCAGGGAGUUUCCGUACCCUAUCCGGGUAUUGGUAAUUCCGAUGGCGAUGUUCAUGAAAAGAAACACUAUAAAUAUUAUCAAUGGGUGUGUUUUUGCCUAUUUUUUCAGGCAAUUUUAUUUUAUACACCAAGAUGGCUGUGGAAGUCUUGGGAAGGUGGCAAAAUUCAUGCACUCAUCAUGGACUUAGAUAUAGGAAUCUGUUCCGAAGCCGAGAAAAAACAAAAAAAGAAAUUACUUUUAGAUUAUUUAUGGGAAAACCUAAGAUAUCACAACUGGUGGGCGUACAGAUACUAUGUGUGCGAGUUAUUAGCACUCAUAAAUGUGAUAGGUCAAAUGUUUCUUAUGAAUCGAUUUUUCGAUGGCGAAUUUAUGACAUUUGGCUUAGAAGUGAUAAAGUAUAUGGAAGACGAUCAAGAGGAUCGUAUGGACCCCAUGAUUUAUAUAUUCCCUAGAAUGACCAAAUGUACAUUUUUUAAAUAUGGUUCUAGUGGGGAGGUGGAAAAACAUGAUGCCAUAUGCAUAUUGCCAUUAAAUGUUGUUAAUGAAAAAAUCUAUAUUUUCCUUUGGUUUUGGUUUAUAUUAUUAACACUAUUAACAUUAUUAACACUGAUAUACAGGGUGGUUAUUAUAUUUUCACCACGUAUGAGGGUGUACUUAUUUCGUAUGCGAUUUAGGUUAGUGCGUCGAGACGCUAUAGAAAUAAUUGUUCGUCGUUCAAAGAUGGGCGAUUGGUUUUUAUUGUAUUUAUUAGGCGAAAACAUAGAUACGGUUAUAUUUCGAGAUGUUGUACAGGACUUAGCCAAUCGUUUAGGACAUAACCAACACCACAGGGUGCCUGGACUAAAGGGCGAAAUUCAAGAUGCAUGAUAUUGGGAGUAUUAGAAACCAUACAAAAUGCAAAACGUUGUCUCCAUCUAAAAAAACAGUAAAACUUCAAUGAAACUACCAAAAAAAAAAACAAAUAAAAAAAUCCAAAAAAUACAUAAAAAUACCAAAAAAAAAAAACAUAUAUUAAAAAAAAAAUGAAAAACAAAAUGCUGCCAAGUUUGCUUUUUAUUAGCAAUUUAUAUAAACACCAACAUCACAAACACCAACAAAAUACUAAAAUCAUCAAAACAAUAUGGAAAACAACAAGUCCUUAACAAGUGAAAUACAGAAAAAUAUGGAAUAAUGGAUUAACAAGAAGAACUGAACUGGACUACUACUAAAAUUAUUGCAGACGCACAAUUCGUCAUCAUUUAAUCAGCAUCACCAAACAACCAACCGCGACCAUCAUCAGCAACAUCAUAAUGCAACCGACAGACGACAACACCUUUAUUAGCCCACAAAACCGCAAGAAAAGAAGUGAAGAGAAGUUUUUUUUUUGUUUUUUUAAGUCUUUAAGCUAAGGAUUGAUAAUAAGCAAUUGUCUUGAAAUUUUUUUUAAGACAAUUUGUAAAAUAAUAUAACACAAAACAACCAACCAACCAACAAACAAAUAGUUAUAAGAUCAAUCAGAAGAAAAUUUUAAACAUCAUCAUCAUACCAUCAUGACUACCAACUAGUUUCAAAGUUUAGACCUCUCCAGGAGUAACAAAAAUCUUAAAAAGGUACAAGCAGGUUUAGAGAACAAAAUAUUGGAUUGAAUUCAUCAUAUGACAUCAACAUUUUUUAAAAACACUGGCUCUUGCUGCUUCGUGUAGUUUAACACUUUAUAAUCAUGAUAGAACCUUAAGCUUAAAUGGAAAAAAUCUUAAAAAAAUCAAAAAAAAUUUGGAGACAACAACCGGUGUAUAAUUGCAUUUUUGUAUUGGCCAAAAACGCAAAAGCCCCCCCUCAAAAAAAAACCCCACAAAACAACUUACAAAAAUGACAUCACAAUAAGAAUUACAAAAUGAAAGUGUUCAUUUAUUUAACUAAAUUUAGACAAACAAAAUCAUUUUUUUAUAUAAAACUACUUCAAAAAAUCUCUCAAAAAAAUCUUAAAAACCACAAUUCUUAAAUAUAAAAAUCAGGCCGCCAACUAAAUAAAGAACACAAAAAUCAUGUUUUAUCUAACCAACAUCAUAUAGAAAAAAACGCCCUCGUCAAAAAAAACAACAACAUCCUUUAAGAUAAACGAAUAUAUCAACAAGAACAACAACCAAACAACAUCCUUUAAAUUUAAAUUUUAUAAUUAAAACAAAAGAAAACAUAUUCAAACCUAAGAAAACCAAAAAAAGAAAAAAAAAACAAAA